Molecule: messenger RNA, 1877 nt
Organism: Triticum urartu
Lineage: Eukaryota; Viridiplantae; Streptophyta; Magnoliopsida; Poales; Poaceae
Source: RefSeq, a predicted model, not a curated record
AGUCCGUUUCCUCUCGUGGUGGGGUGGGUAGCCCCGUCAGGCGGCGCCGACGCUAUUUCCUCGGCCGCGCCUUGUUGGCUUCGCCUCGAAUUCGAAUUAGAGAUAGAAGCGCGGGAUCCCCUCCCCGCGCGCCCUAUUCUGUGUGGACAGAUCCAUUGGCAUAUACGGAGUAGAAGAGGAACAGAGGUUGAGCCCUUUUUGGCGCGCUCGAUUUCUCGCUUUCGUAUCAUGGGGUUGCUAGCUCUGAAGCUGCUCAUGUCCAGGCAGCGGGGCAGCAAGCAUCUCGGCGGCCAGAUUCAAGCCCGCAAUAGAUCGGUAGCUUCAGCAGCUAAAAGAAAGAUCUCUUCAUGCCAACACAGUAACCUUCAAGGUUGCAAGAGAAUGGCAUUUUCAGGGCCAGACCUUCCAGAGGACAUCUGGCGCCAUAUACAUUCCCUGCUGCCGCUGCGAGAUGCUGCCCGUGUUGCCAGCGUAUCUCAUGCAUUUUUACGUUCUUGGAAGUGCCAUCCUAACCUCACCUUCAGUAGGAAAGCACUGGGCCUGAAUGGAAUUCCAUGUCAAAACGAUGUAAUUGCAAGGGAUCUCACGAUGAAAGUUGAUCACAUUCUGAAAAAACACUCAGGCAAAGGAGUUAAGAAAUUCAGGAUCGAAUUAUACAUUAUAGUUGAUCCCUGUUAUCUUAAUAGCUGGCUCCAGAUUGCCACUAAACUACGGAUUGGGGAACUCGCCGUUGUUCUACCUUCAACCUACAAUGCAAACUGCUAUGAUUUCCCGUGUGCACUUUUUGUUGAUGAUGGGUGUAGAAACACGAUAGAGCAUCUCUGCCUUGGUGGUUGUGCCUUCCAUCCGACGGCUGGAUUUGGUAACUUGAGAAGGCUCCAGCUAUUUUGGGUUCGUAUUACGGUGGAUGAAUUAGGAUGCCUAAUUUUCAAUUCUUCUGCUUUGGAGCACUUGACACUAAAGUAUUGCAAUACGAUCACUUACCUGAAGAUACCUAGCCUGCUACAGCAUCUCAGCUACCUGAUGGUGUCUGAAUGCACUAAACUGCAGUUGAUAGAGUGCAAAGCUCCAAAUCUCUCCACCUUUUAUUUCAAUGGUGGACAAGUUAAACUUCUGUUUGGAGAUUCAGUUCAAGUGAAGACCAUGGGAAUGUGUUGUUUUGCUCCGUGUAACACCAUCUACAAUGCUCGUGCCAACCUGCCAUCCAUUGUGCCCAAUAUUGAAACUCUUAGCAUAUCUUCUGUUAGUGAGGUCAUUAAUACACCAAUUGUGCCUGUCAAAUUCCUCCACCUCAAGUAUUUGUCUAUUUCUCUUGAAGCCGAACAUGGGGCUUUCCCCCCCCAGUCUACGAUUACUUCUCUCUGGUUUCUUUUCUGGAUGCUUGUCCUGUCUUGGAAACUUUCCACUUGGCUGUGUCGCAGACUCGCAUGAAGCAUGAUUCGGUUUUCGGAGACCCGUCACAUCUUAGGCAGAGGCGAGAAUACCGCCAUGAGAACAUCAAGACUGUCAAGAUCUCUGGGUUUUGCUCUGCAAAGAGCAUGGUUGAGCUGACAUGUCAUAUUCUUGAGAAUGCAACAUCACUAGAGUGUCUUAUGUUGGACACGAUAGAUGAUGUUGACGAUAUUGGUAGGCACGUUCAUGAAACCGGUGAGUGUAACCCCAUUGGUAGGCAUAUGAUCAAAGAAGCCCGUGAGGCUCUCUUGGCAAUUGAAAGGUAUAUUAUGAAAAAAGUUCCCUCCACAGUAAAGUUAAAUGUUCUAGAGCCUUGCAGGCGAUGCCAUGCUUUUGCUGCUUAGAUGUGGCAAUAUCAUAAUUUAGUAGAUUAUACAUUGUGGACCAAAUAUUGUUGCAUGAUGCAAUAUUUCACUGUGACAAUG